This is a messenger RNA of Xiphias gladius (swordfish), 13151 nucleotides long. It is a transcript of the gene cep350, whose product is annotated as centrosomal protein 350. Lineage: Eukaryota; Metazoa; Chordata; Actinopteri; Istiophoriformes; Xiphiidae. Gene Ontology annotation, cellular component: centrosome. The record is from RefSeq and is a predicted model, not a curated record. The transcript is spliced from 38 exons. The coding region runs from base 345 to 9977 and encodes 3210 amino acids. Gene Ontology annotation, molecular function: microtubule binding. Gene Ontology annotation, biological process: microtubule anchoring.
UCACCGUUGAGAAACAUCAACAUAGUGACCCGGGAAAGGCAACUUCGGAGGCGGGUAGCGACACUUCUUUCUAGGAAUCUCAGAGUUGACCUGGAUAUUCGAUUGCCUGGACAAUCGCCGAGACGACAACAAUGGGUGCAUGUCGCUAGAAAAAGUUGCUAGCUUAGUUGGCACAACUGCGAGCUAACAUUGGUUUGCUAACGUUAGCUGGCUAACUGCUAACGUUAGCAAACAUACAGCUGAACGAAACUGAAGAAGUCCGGAGAAGUCAGGAUUAUCUUAUCAUGAGGACGUCAUCAUGAAUGUGAACAUCUAGACACCUCGGAUCGUUUCCCUAAAGGUGAAUGGGAGAGAUGAGGAGCAGCAGGAGGACUGAGGUGUCUCUUAAAAGCUCUGCUCAGCAGCUUACUGAUCACAAUAUUGGCACGGAGCUCACAACUGGAUGGAAAAUUUUGCCUCAGUCCAAAGCUGCUUUGCGGCAUAUAGAAAACCAUCUAGAGGCAGUUCCAGGGACAGGGGUUCUCCUGGACUCAGUCAUGGAGCCCCACAAGGAGAAAUUGUCCAGGACGGUCUGCUGCAGGGAUGGGCAACAAGCUGAUGACAACGGAGGGUCUUCAAAGCGCAGGGGGCGUAGUCAGCAAAGUCAAGAAAAGAGCAGCUCUCGCAGCCCACUGAGAAAUACUACCCAGGACAGCAACGUCUGCAGGAACAACAGCGUAGAGUUCAGGGAACCGCUGGCCUCAUACAGAGAGGCCACCCCUCCACCACAUCCAUCCUCUCAGCUGGAGUCCUACAGCCUGCAGUCUAUGCCAGGGUCUUCGUACCCAUCCUCUCUGCCUCCCUCAGAUCCUCUGCUUAGCCAGCUGGUCUACCAGAGGGACACCAGGGACAAGCAGACGGACAGGGACCUGGACAGCACACACUCCUCAGCUCUGGCGAGCACCGAGGUCCGCUACCUCAAUGACCAGCCAGCCCUGGACACCCUGAGGACUAUUGGAAACCAGUCACAUCUCACAGGUGUAAGAGCCCCUGUAAGGGAGGGGACUACGGAGGAAAGCACUCCCAAAGCACAACUUGGCAUGGUGAGCCAAGAAUCAAGCCCAUGUCUAGCUCCAGCCCCAGGCUCCAUGCGCCGAGGGGAGAACAGUCCCUCCACCAGCCCUGGCUCAGCUUCCCAGCGAUUGGAGAACCUAAGGCGACAUCAGCCUGAUGAUAAACUGGAGAAGCUCAAAGAGCGUAUUCGAAGGCAGAGACAACAUGUGGAGGAGGCUGCAGAGAGAGAGAAGCUGCUGGGUGUUCUGGAACAGCCUAUUACUGCAUCUGUGGGGAGUAACAAUGCUGGCAUCAGCAACAUGCCAACGGCUAAAAUACGGAAAGUAGCAGCUGCGCCGCCUGCACCUAUAUACAGAGGUUUCAACAGUACUGAGACAAAGAUCCGGACACCUGAUGGGAAAAUUUGGAAGGAGGAGGAGUUUCAUAACCUCAGCAGAGAAAUAUACAGAGACCUGUCACGACAGUUUGCUGAGAGCACCAGAUCCAGGCAUCACCAGCAGCAGAGGGAACAGAGAACAGACAGAUCCAAAGAGAGGAGGCCUCCCAAACCAGUCAGGAAGGUCCACAGAGCUGUCCCUUCCUCUGACCUAAAUGCAACACCAGUGAUUAGUCCUGCAUCAUGGCGGGACGGCCAGAAGCUGGUAAAGAUGGUACUGGGUCCAGUUCCCAAGUUGCCCAGGGAGGAGGACAGUCCCCAUGAAGCUGAUGGACUGAGCAGAACAGCUUCCCGUCACCGCUCCAGUUCAGACCCACGCUCAGAAUCAAACCGACGAUCUCGCCCUAACAGCACAGAAAGGCCUCGCAGUGGUUUUCGGGGGCAAUCUAAAAGCCACUCCACAACCACAUCUACCCCCUUGUGUGCAGCUCAGGACAAGGUGCCAGUUGGUGUAAGCACAGACUUGUUGUCAGCAGACAUUCAGGGUAUACUGGACGAUCUGCAGCUGGAAUGUAAAGCAGCUGAGAAGGAGGAGAGGGCCCGUCAAAAGUCCCGGGGUGGGAUCAGUUGUAGGAGAGGGAGAGGGGGAUCGGGGUCACGAACAAGGACUCCAGUGUCUGCUUGGGGAGCUACUGUGGUCACAGGUAGCUCCUCAAGAGGAUGCCGCAGUGCCAGCCCCGCUACACGCCGGCCAGAGGCUGUCAACAUGGCUGACGCAGGGCACAAAAAGCGACACUAUGAUGCAGAUACCGUUCGCCAGUAUAUUGCCCGGCAACAAGAGGAGAGAAAGAGGCGUCAGGCAGAGGAGAAGAGGGCAAUGAAGGAGGAGGCAGAGAGGAGAAACCAGAGACUGCAGGAGCUCUACAGGAAGCAAAGAGAAGUUGCUAAAGUAGUGGCUCUUCCCAGCGAGGUGUCUGUGGCCCCUGUACAAAAGCGGCUACAGGAGACCUACAACAAACUGUUGCUGGAGGAGGCCCAGCUUGGCAAGGAGGCCACACAGACGCAGCCUGCUGCUCCUUCUAGUCAAAUGAGACCGAUGUACCAGCCCUCUGGAGAGUCAGACAAAGAGAACAAAAGACUAGAUGCACCGCAGAGCCCAUCAAGCAGUGAUUGGUCUUUAAAUGAUCAGCCACCUCCUCCAUUAUCCAGGAAUGAUCCGGAUGUUGGAGUUGCCGCUUUGCUUCAGCCUGACCACCUGAGCCCUGCUGUUCGACCCACAGCUGGUCCCAGCAGCAGUAUGCUAGCUCCUUUUGGUGACCCUCUUCUCUCUCAGCUUCUCAAGCUGGAGACAGCAGUGGCAACUGGCGACAUCAAACACACCCAGCGGCCAGCAACAGCACCUUCCAACAUGUCACGUUCCAAGAUGUCCCGCAUUGAGGCCCUCAAGGCCACGGCUGCAUCACUCUCCAGUCGUAUAGAGAGUGAGGCCCGGAAGCUUGCUGGGGAAGGGAUCAACUACGGUACAACAACGUCAGUGGACAUGGACACUAUUUUGUCUCCUCGGCCCACUCUGGCUAAUUUUGAUGAUGGAUGCUGGGCAGAAACAGCUGCCAUGGAAAAUGAUGCGACAUUAAGGAUCCAGAGGAUUUUGACUAGCACAGGUCAUAGUUCAUAUAAUAGCACAGCUCUUCCAGAAACAGGCAAUCGGCACACCCUCAGGGGACAGAAAGAAAGGAAGGGUACACACACCAAUUUGACCAAUCCACAAACAACUUCUGGUGAUGUAACAGGGCCCAUUCUUAACAGUUAUGCACAAGACAGGAGGACAUUAGUCAAUGGCUUGGAGAAGGUAGAAAUAAUGGAUAAAAUGGGACAAAGGAGAGGCUAUGACAAGGAACAGAAUCAGACAGAUCUCCAUGACUCAAGUGCCGGUUCCAUCAGUGAGGGUCCCAUACUGAGUGAAGGGAGUUUUUCAGAGGAUGAGGCAAGCCCUCCCCACCCCUCCAGCAAUUGUAUACUUAGACCAGCAGAUCGCCUGGAGGCAGUGGACUACUGUGCCAGCCAAAGACGGGAUUACCAGCGGCUGUCUGACUUCCAGAGGGAGGCAGCAAGGUGUUCAGCGCUCAGCUCCCCAUUUGCUCAGCAGGACAACAGUAGAGCAGCCUGGGAAGAGCUGAACAAAGGAAGCCCUUUAAGCGUAAUCAACAUUUUCACUAAGAACCUUCAUGGCCAUGCUAAAGUGAGUGAGAGGAAUUCUCCCUCUGCCCCUUCUUUGUACUCUGGAAAUGGCCUCGGCGAUGCAGCAAUCUAUGAAGAUGACUUUGUGUCAUCACAUAGCAGCAGAGCCACAAGCCAGUUAAGGAGAGGGUCCAAUUCACCCAGUGUGAACAGUCACUUUGAGGAGCUGAUGAGGAGGUCUCCUUAUGAGAAAAGUACAGGAGGCAUCGGUUCCCACAAUUCAUCCUUUCACUCAUCUAUUCACUCACCACAUCUCUCCUCUGGUUCAACCUCUGGCUCCUCACCCCUCUCUAAACACUCUACCAGAAAAAGAGGCACAUCAGACCAGAGUGAUGCCACUCUGGUGGAGGAGCAGAGGAGCACCUGCUCACCCCCCUCAGAGGCCCUAUCCUCUGACUCCAGGAAGAGAGGCUCAGACAAAAACUCUGCCCACAGCCAGGCCAAGAGUGUCCACUCCAGUGACACUUUAGGAGAAACUUCAGGGUAUUCUCACCAAAGUUUGGGGCUGAAUGGUAAGAAGUCUUCAGCGGCCAGGCCCAAACACACUUCUCCUUCUGGCUCUCCGGCCCCUGGUUCUCCUCCCGGAGCAGACUCUUUCAGUGAGCCUCUAAGAGGUCGCUCUCUGGGGGAAGAUAACAUGAACACAGGCACCACAGCUCGCAGCGGUAGAGUAGAGACCUGGACCACAGGUGAACUACAAUAUUCACCUGCUGUCCUGCAGCAGCGUAUGGCAGCAGAGCUCCAGUACCUGGAGUCCAUUGAAGAGUCAGUCCGACAGCUGAGCGACGUGGAGAGGCUGAUGGGUGUGUCCAUGGCUCAGCAGGAGAGUGCAUCAUUGGCCCAAAUGCUAAAGGCCAAGCAUCAGCGCCAUGAACGCGACAUCUACGAGCUGAAGAUCAAGGCUGAAAGAGAAGCCCUGGAGACAAAGCUGCAGCUGGAGGAAAACCGGCAGAGAGUGGCCAGGGCUCAUAUAGAGCUGCAGGAAAGUUUGGCGGCGACUCAAAAAGAGACUUUGGAAGGCCUCCAGGAGGCAACUACUAAGAUGAUGAGUCAACAAGCUGAGGCAGCACGGUACACAGUCGACACUGCCCGACACAUCAAGGAGAUGACAGAAUUGGCGCGGUCCCAGAUAGCUGGAGCUUUGGUUGUCCCCCCUGUUGCCACCGAUUCCUCCAUGUUGGACCAGCGGGAAGAACAGGAGAGCUCCUAUACAAAGCAGCAAAAGGAUAAAGCUGACUCUGACAGCAUCCAGAGUGAGAUGUCGAGCAGCAGGACCAGGCCAGAGGAACCUCUGUCUUCACUGAACAGCCUCAGUCACUCCGACUCUCUGUCCCUCAGAAGACCCAACCUGAGUGGAGCAGACUCUAGCAGCCACCAUAGCCCGUCACAUGUCUGCUCAGAACACAGAGAACGGACAAAAAAAGAAGCAGGAGAGGGGAAAUGGAAGGAGGAGGGAGCUGAGGGCGGCACAGAGAGGGAAGCAGGCAGCAGCUCCAUAGAGGAGGAAGUUCUUACAGCAGCAAAUGACUCCCUCUGCAGUGACAGCAUCCCCUCUGUAGUGGAUGAGAAAGGAGACAGUACGUCAGUGGCAACGGAGUACUCUCUCAAGUUCGAUGAGUCCAUGACAGAGGACGAGAUAGAAGAGCGAUCAUUCCGCUCUCUGUUGCCAUCUGAGGCGCACCGCCGUGGAACCAUGGAGAAAAAGUCCCGCCACCACGAGGAAUCAGAGGAUGAUGGGGCUACUCAUAACACAACAUUGGUUUCAGGGGCACACAAUAUCUUGAAGUCUCAAGAUGCAAACAUGGCCUUCUCUGGUGGACAGGACAGCUUUUCCCAAUUCACCAUGGACAUGGUACGUCAAUACAUGAAGGAUGAGGAAGUAAGACUGCAGCACCAGAGCUCGCUGCUGCGUCUUCGCCAGAAGGCUCUCAAAGAGAAGACGAGAACUGAGCUGGCCUGGCUAGAGCACCAGAAAAAAAGGCUGAGAGACAAGGGAGAGGAUGACAAAAUGCCACCAAUCAGGAAGAAGCAGAGGGGCCUUUUGAUGAAACUACAGCAGGAGCAGGCUGAGAUCAAGAGACUCCAGGAGGCCAAUAAAGCAGCGAGGAAGGAAAGGCAGCUGUUGCUGAAGCAGCAGGAGGAGAUUGAGCGGAUGAGAAACUCUACACUCAGACUGAAGGAGCGUCUCAAGUGUGCUGGGGGUGAAGCACCUGAGACUCCAGUGUCAGAAACACCGGUGUCAGAGCUAGCCUCCCCCAACAUGAGACAUGCUGAAGAUAACCGCAGCCCCUCUCCCUCGCUUUCCAUCUCUGGAAGUGAGACUAGCAGCAUCAUGCAGAAGCUUAAGAAGAUGCGAACUCACAUGGAUGAGAAACACUGCUCUCCUGUCCACUACUUCCUCUCUGUGUUCACGGCCCAACACUGGGCCUCCCUCAGUGUCUGUCUUCCCAACCUCCACCCUAAAUUCCAGCUCUUUAUCUACAACCAGUUGGUCAGGUUCCUGACCAAGCGGGAGCAGCAGCUGAUGCAGAGACGUCGCCAUGCUGAGGAACUGCUGCAGUGGAAACAGCGACUGGACCGGGAGGAGGCAGAGGUUCGUAGGAUGGAGAAAGAGGCCCUGGCUGUCUGGGACCGGCAGACGCAGCGGGACAAGGAUUGUGAUGUGUCAGAGAGUCAGAAAAAUGAGAUCUCUGACAUUAGCCCUAGUCACAAUCGAAGCUCAGAGCCCAGAACUGACAGUGAGAAAGAGUAUGUGAGUGAGGGUGAAUCCUCAGCGACACCUGAGUCCAGUAUACACACAGAGGGAUUAGGGUAUCAGCAACCAGGAAGCCCCUCCUCAGCAAAACCUGUGUCAGUCCCUGAAACACCUUUGGCCUCCGUCCAGAGCAGCCCUGUGAAUUACACCGAAGACUUCACUUCAGCUUCACCAACACCUAUCAGACAAUCAGUCCAGUCUUCAAUAUUCAAAGGCAGCCACAGCCCUGCUGCCUCUCCUUCAGAUGGCAGCAGCAAAACCAAGAUGCAGCUCCACUCCUCCUCCCGGACCGCCAACCAGGCCCGCACUCAGCCAACUGACUCCCCAAUGGCCACGCAGACUGAACCCAUUUCAGACCAGAGUGACAUAGAGAGUCGUAUCAAGGCCCUGAAGGAAGAACUCAGAAAACGAAAGUUUAUGGCCUACCAGCUGAAGAAAGAGCAGAAGAAGAGGCACAAGGAGCGCCUGAAGGCAAAGGAGGCCAGCCUGCUGAGGCAGCUGGAGACCUAUAACAACUUCAUCGAGAAAACUAAGGCAGAACUGAAUAAGGAACCAGACUCAACACCUGAUACAAAGUCCCAGAUCAACGAUUCCAUAUCAGUCGCUGAGCAUUCCAGUAUUAAACCACCUGCUCACAGGUCUGAAACCAGCCAAGACUCUGAAAGGACACAAAUAGAUGCCUCAUUAGACCACAAUGCCCCUCCUCAAGGUGAUUAUAGUAGAUCCACCUCAGUGCCUGAAAAAUUACCUGAAGACCCACCAACUGUCACUCCAACCCCACUACAUGGCAGUCCAGAAUGUCCAACCUCAGGACUUGUGGAUCUUUUAAGACCUACCUCCAAGGAAACCAAGACGCAGAUUAUUGAGUCUGGGGAUGAGAACAUUGUGUCUUAUCAAAGAUCUGAAAUUCAAGAAGAGCUGGAGGUGGAAGUAAAUUCCUGGUUGGAGGAUCAACACUCUGAACGUCUGCUCAAACUAGAAAAAGAGGACAGACCCGACUCCCAGGAGAAGCUUUCUACAUCUCUUGGUUCCUCUUCAGUGAGUGAAGAACAUCAAUGUUCUCCAUCAGAAGCAAAGGAAACAUCUGAAGCAGAGGAUAUUGUAAAACCUACAACUAAGUCAAAUUCAACCCCAAUGGACCUCAAAAUCUCACCACAUCCAAGCUUUUCAUCCAGUGAUCCCUCCUGCUUCCCUGACUCAGUUGCUUUCUCUUCAAAGAAGGAGGCCCCCAAAAAGGACGGUGAAGUCUCUUCUCCCAUGGCAGAUGAUUAUCAUGAUGACUUUGAGUCAUCAGUUGAUUCGUCACCCAGGGAGCAGCAUCGUAGUUCCAGGCCUGAGUCUCAAAUCUCAGUUUCCCCGACUGAAAUAAAAGGUUCAAGAGAAGACUCCCCUAGCAGAGCCACACCAUAUGACCGCCAAGAUGAGGAGGUAGAGGAGGAAAUAGCUGAGGAACUGAGUCACCAUUCUGGCAUGAGUGAACCUAGCCAUCAAUCUGGAAGACUGCUAGAUCUACAUAAACAGACAGAAGACUCCAUACAUGACAAUAAGAGCAUUAAAUCCAGCCACUCACCAACAGUCUCUCCUUUGCAGACCCCUAUCUCUCCUGUUAUAGAUGAAAUGCCAAGUUUUCACAUUGGAGAUCGGGUUCUUGUUGGCGGUGUUCAGCCUGGCACCCUGAGAUUCAAAGGUCCAACCAGCUUUGCCAAUGGCUUCUGGGCUGGUGUGGAGUUAGACAAGCCUGAAGGGAGCAACAACGGCACUUAUGAUGGAGUGGUAUACUUUGAGUGUGAUGAAUGCCACGGUAUCUUUGCUCCUCCAGACAAAAUCACACACCUCCCAGAUAAGUUUGAGAUCUACAUAGACACCACAGAGGACGAGGACUCAUUCUUUGAUGAUCUGUCAGAUAAAGGUGGGGAUAAACGUAGAACAGAUGAGAACAAAAAAAAUCAAAAACAAGGAAAUCUUAAGACUAGAAAUGAACAAACAUCUCAUAAGGACGUGGGGUCUGGAGCUAAAAAGAUUACAGACGAUUCUCUUCACAAGAACCAGACCUCACUGAAGGACGGAUCCCACCUCAGUUCACAGCAUCACAAAGAAUCCCAGCAUCCAGUUUCUAAUGGCAACAGUUGGGACAUAAUGUUGGAUUUUGACAUUGCACAAACUGCUGUCCUCAUCUCUGACAUGGACAAGAUUGGCCUGGGGGAGCAGAGUCAGAAGGAGAUGACAACCCUUGUUGAGAGAGAAGACUUAGACUCACAACACCAGUCUACUCCUGCUGAUCUUACCAUAGAUAUCAGGGAUGUUAAGGGUAAAGAGAAAGACACAGAUUUACUGGACACAUUUGCAGAUAUGCUCUUCAACAACUUUGUGAAAGACACUGUGAAGCAAUUUUCUGAAAUUAAAAAGGCUAAGGAACAGAAGAUAGAAGCUGCCAACCAGAUGAAUGGAGACCUGUUUGGGGAAAAUUUUGAAGAAGAGGAGUGGAUCUCUUCAGUAGAACAAAAAGAUGGUCUACCUUUCUUCCUACCCAUAGAAAAAGAGGAGCUGUCUUCUCCAGAGCUGUGUAACCGACCGGAGAGUCCAGUGUUAGGGGCCAGUGGUCAAGAGGAACUCGCCAAGCGACUAGCAGAGCUGGAACUGAGCCGCGAACUGCUGGAUGAGCUAGGUGACGAUCAGGACUGGUUUGAUGAGGACUUUGGCCUCAGCUCCCGUAGGGAACAGCAGAGGCUUAAACAAAAACAGAGAGAGGAAGAGGUGAGGUUGGUAGGAGAAGGGGGGCUAGGGAGCUCUGGCUCAUCAGCUGGUGCUCCUAUGGGGGGGCUGGACUCAUCACCAGGUGGAGAACAGCAGGUAAAGACUCCACCUAGACCUGAGCUACCUCUUCCCCUGCCUCCUAAACUACCUGAGCAGCCCGCCAUGGUGGUGCCCCAUUCAGCCACAGAGGUGGAGAAGAUGGUCCAUGCUGCCACUCAGGAGAUCUGGGAGAGCUGUGGUCUGGGGAAGGAGGGAGCAGUGACCCUUGCACAACUGCCAAACCCCAAACCUUCACAAGAGUAUCUGGGUAAAGAGUCCAGCAGCCAAGACCAGGAGGCCCUCUCGAUCCGCAGCUACAGAAAGGGUGUGUAUGACCUCACAUGGGAGAUUCUUCAGGAGAUCUAUGCGGAAGACCCCAACAUUGAUCAGCCUCAGUGGGUCAAAGCACGGCGAGUCAAGGCCUCCUUCUUCCACAGAGUAAAGACACCAGGAGACAUCACCAAAAUCCAGGAAUUCAUCACAGCAGAAGUACUGAAAUUGUACGGUCUGGCAAAGGAUCAGAGCCAGAAGACUGACUGGCAGAAGAUGCUCAAAUUUGGCAGAAAGAAACGGGACAGAGUUGAUCACAUACUGGUUCAGGAACUCCAUGAGGAGGAGGCCCAGUGGGUCAACUACGACGAGGACGAGCUGUUUGUCAAGAUGCAGCUGGCUGACAGCAUCUUUGACUCAUUGCUGAAGGACACCACAAACGUGCUAACGCUUAUCUGUGAGAAGAGAGCAAAAAGAGAGCCCCUCUCCUGACAGCUUUCCUGCUUGGAAUCUGAACUACAACCUCCAGCUCAAUCCCAGUCUGUCCUCACCCCAGUGAGCUCCAGCCAACCUACCGCUGCUCGGUCUUCCACCAGCUGAUGUGCCAACAGCAACCCUUAAAUGCCUUCAAUCCCAGCAGUACCUCUCCUACUUAUUUCAGUGACAUUAAUUUGCUGGAUUUGCUUCAGCUAACUGUAGUGGCUGUACAGUUGGUUUUACACACACAACGCCUCUUGAGCAAUCCUUUAACUUUAACACCAUCUAGUCUCACAUCCUGGACUGGUCCUUUCGUAAAUGCCAGUUGGAGAAUGAGCAGAUGUUUGGAUAGGAUGGACUGUGCCAUUUGUUAGCAUUUAAAGUCCAUUAAUGCUGCUAAGUUGAUUGUUCCACAGGGGACUAAAAUAUAAAAUCCACCUGGAGCAAAAGUAGGUUGUUGUAUUUUGUUUUGAAUCUUAAAUAUAUACUUGGAUUCGAAACUUGUAAUCAAAUGGCAGAAAAGAACAUACAGUGUAGUCAGUGGCUUGACAGUGACACAUUAUUGUUUUGACUUUGUAAUCCAGCACAUUGAAAUUAAGCGGUCACUAUGAGGCUAAAUUGCCAACUUUUAGCCUUAAUUUCGGGUUUUUCGCAUCCAUAUUGGGUGAAAAGUGUAGGAAUUGUAACCUUUUAUACAUAGUACCUCAUUUUAAGGGACUGUAUGCUUGCCUUAAAUCAAAAAUAUUUACAUGGACUUUUUGCUGUCGGUCUGGUCUUCAGCAAGCUCAACAGAUGCUCAUUUGGACUGAGGUCAGGCCAACAUUCAACUGUGUAGCCCUAAAAAGUGCGUGCUUGUUUUUACUGUAUGUUUCGCAUCAUUGUCCUGCUGCAUUGCCUUUAAUUUGGGGGACAAUGUAUUAAAAACACAAAAAAGUCGAACACUAUUCACCCAAUAAGGAGAUGAAUACCCUCCCCUGAACUCCAUUAAAGCUGAGAGUCAGCACUUUAACUUGGUAAUCUUUGUUUCUGAUCCAGUGUGUUGGAGAACAGCUAAAACAAUGAAAAUUUGUCACUCAUAAAAUACUGUCAGGCCCAAUGUGCUGGAACAUGACUGAGUUCAGAUAUUGUAUGAAACAUUUUGCCUCCUUAAUUAUAUUAUUUAUUGUGUGAAAAUGUUAAAUUAGAGGGAAAGGAACAUUAAGAAUUGUAAAUGAUCUUGUCAACAUAUAGAUAAAAGAUAAAUUUAACAUUGUGUAAAGAAAAUUUUAUUGUAAAAGCACAACCAGAAAUGUGACUGUGAAUAUGGCAAUACAUUAUGUAGGAGGUUUAAAGAAUGAUAUUGAAACCAGAAAAAGGACACGGGGAAAUCUGUUUAUUUAAAAGUUGUAGUGUUAAGACUGAAUUGAAACUCUAUGAUUUUGUUGUGGUCACAACUGUCCAUUUGGACCAAUUGGGACACACAAGACUGGCAGUAGGCUUGACUUGAUUUUUUUAGAAUCACAUUAUAGGACAGUACUGAAAUGCUGGAUUUGAGCCUUUCUAUCACCCGAGAAGACACCUGUGGCUGUCUUGUUUCGUCAGUUAUCCUGGAACAAGUUUCUGUAGCUGAACACUGUUGAGCAACCCAAAAACAUUUAGUUGUGUAGCAGGAUGGCUCAGUGCUCAAAUUGCCGCUGUGACACAUUUGGCUUUACAGCAACCAACAAGAUCAAACCAGCCAUCAGAAUGUAGCCUGACAGCAGAGGUAGUCUUUCUCAAUGUUCAGUUUAAGUGCCUCUUUAAGUUAGCUGUCACAAACUUUGUUGAUGUCUCAGCAUCCUUUGGACCUAUUUUCUUUGAAUGUCUCUCUUCAACUGCUGUAUACUACCAUUUUGUAAAUGAUCCUUGAAUGACUGCUCUUCCUCUUUUAACCGGUUUACCAAUACUUCAGUUUCUGCCUUAUAAAUCUUUCUGUAUCAGAGCAUAGUGUAGUAAACAAAAGGGUUUUUUUUUUUUUUUUUUUUUAAAUAUCUUCUCAUUUCCCUGUGCCUCAGCCUGAGGAAAUGUUUGUAAUGCUUAACAAAAUCACUGACUCACUCUAAAGACUACCUGCUUCUUGUCCAUGUCACCCCUGCAUCUGUGCAUAUAGACACAGUUGGGUCAUUUUAUUGAUAAACUGUAUCAGGAACUAUGGACACUCCACACACACAGCCGCUUCAGCCCACAGGCUGCACAGAGUGAGUCAUUGAGCUGAUAAGAUUGAGCACAUAGGACUGUAUCCAAGGGCUUAUUUCAAUCCUCAGUGUCAGUGCUGCUAUGAUCCAACAAAUUGUGUAUAAACGCAAUGUGACGUGUAACAGAGCUGGUUCAUCCGCAUUGACUAUUUGGCGCUAAAGUGACCUUAAACUGAGUACUUAAUGUUUUGUUUUUGUUUUUUUUGUUUUUUUUCUACUGUCAGUGUUUUAACAGUUGCUAAGGUAUAUGUUCAAACUGUAAAUUAUAUAUUGAAGAUAAAGACCAAAAACAUUUGAUACCAACUUCUCCAUGCUGUAUGACUUUUAUGUCUGGUCUGUUGGCAUAUGUAACUGUAAUGGUGACCUGAUUAGUACCUUGGAAAUAUUUUCUACAAGGCUUUACUGCAAACCCAUUAGGAUUGUUCUCUUGAAUUGAUUGUAUGUGGGAGGAAGUUAAGUUCUCCUCUGUAACUAUGCAGUACUUGGUCUUAUGCAUUGCUUUACAUGUGUGGACCAAACAGCUUAGACCUCUGUUGUUAGUCAGUAUAUUAAAUACAUUUUCAAGAAGCCUGAAGUGGUUUUGUGUAGGGUGGAGUUGCUCUAGUUCACAAGGAGACGGACAACUUUGCCUUUUAAUAAAGUGUGUAGUAUCCUAUUAACCCAAUUAAAACGUAGGUACAAAGGAUUUGAUUGUCAAAUUAACCCAGUCUGGCUAGAUUUCCCUCUUCAUCCUUUGAAAUGUUUAUGAAUAUUUAUAAUAAUGUGCUGUGAGUGUGCGCUAAGUGCACUUGAAGACUUGUACAAUUCUUUUAUGGGUGUAAAUAUAUACCGUCUAUCCAAUCUGACCCGCUGUUACUGUAACCUGAACGAUUGUUGUAAGAUAAACUGUUUACUUUGCAAAUAUGUACAUAGUAUAUAUUUGUUAACUAAAUGAACUUUGAAAUUGUAAAUAAAGCUUUCAUUGUUUCUAAAGGAA